AUGGACGGCUACCAGAACGGUGGCGUCAGCUCGCAGCAAUUGCGCAUUGCCAUCUGUGGCACUGCAAACCGCCUCACAGAACAGACUCACGACACAGGCUUGCGAGACCUCCAUGAUGUUGUGCGAGAGUGCAUGGAGGAUGCGCGUGAAGCAACAAGACCUGAGGAGGGCGAUUAUGUUGGUCUUUUUGUCGGAUUUUCCGAAAAAGACACCGAGAAGCAGGGCUCUGGCGAGACUGAGCCCAUCAAUUACCUGGCAAAGGAGCUUGGCAUCCAAGGACCCUCCAUGGCGAUCAUGUCCGAGUUUUCGUCGGGGUUGAUUGCAUUGCAUGAAGCGUGUUAUGCUAUCUCGAUGGGUAUGGCCACAUCCGCCAUUGUCGCUUGUGCAGAACCUCCGCUUCUCACGACAUCUGUUGAACAAGAUGCCAUUUCUGUGCUCUACUUGAAGCCGUUGCAUGCUGCUCGGCGGGAUGGAAACCCCGUUCGCGCAGUGAUUCGUGCAGCAGAGACCGACUACUAUAGCUCAUUUCAUGAAGCCGAGCUACCAACAGAGCGUAUGUAUGAGACUCUUAUUCGAAGAGCCUAUGAAAAGGCUGGAUUAGACCCUGGACACACCAUUAAUGUCCAACAAACUGUUGCGCCAUCCACUGCGGUUGCUGAGCCCGAAAAGGUCGCAUUGCAAAGUGUAUUUGGCCUCGAGCGUAUCACCACUGACCGGCAAAAGGAUCAGCCGGCCAUUGGUAUUGGCAUGGCAGGCCUGUUCAAGGCCAUUGACUGGCUGAUUCGAAACAGUCCUUCACAGAAUCUAAAUGGUUCAUCUCCUUCGUCUCCCCAAAAUGACGAAGAUCUCUCAAAACAAGUCGGUGUCAACUCGUUUGGCCCUCGAGGAUUCAAUGUCCACGCCGUCCUAGAAUCUCACCCGGCCGCUUCUCGGUCAUCAGGAGAGCCUCAGCAUGACUCUAGCCCAGAAAGGUUCAGUAUGAUUUCUCCAGAUAAUGUGAGCGAUAUUCUGCGACAUGCCAGGUCGCAAUGUCAACUCCUGGGUGAUUACAAAAUUGAGGACAUUUAUCCUUGCACCCCAUUACAAGAAAGCUUUAUGGCUAUGGGCGAAGAGCAGCCCGGGUCCUAUUUCCAUCGUUGGGUAUACAAGCUGCCUUCUGGUAUACGCUCGGACCGACUCAGGGAAGCAUGGGACGUGGUGAUUGAACAAAACAGCAUUUUGCGUUCCCGGAUCAUUCUUUUUCAUGAUCAAGCUCUCCAAGUUGUCAUCGCAGAUGAUAUCUCAUGGGAGAAGCCUGCCACAAAUUUGAGUGUUCAUGCAUAUGUCAACCAGGUACGAUCAUUGAAUAUGACGUAUGGAAGUCGUCUCAACCGAUAUGCGAUCAUCCAGGAAGAUGACGGAAGCUCAUACUUUAUUUGGAUUGCUCACCACGCCAUGUUCGACACCUCCUCCAUGCAGACGAUACUUGAUUCUCUACACCGAGCCUACCAUGGUAGCGAUCUGGGAUCAAGCGUCCCGUAUACUAACUUCAUCCGUUACACUCAGUCACUCAAUGCUGAAGCCGCAAGGAGCUACUGGAGAAAUGAACUUGAGGGGGCAAUACGAUCACAAUAUCCUCAUUCUAGCCCCACGAAGACGUCCAAGCUAUCAGUUCGGAGGAAAAGGAUAUCGAUGUCCUUUCGGGGCGGAACGGAAUCCUGCUUUAAGCAGUCCACGAUUCUGUACGCAGCAUGGGCAAUGGUGCUCUCUCAAUAUUGCGAUUCUUCUGAUGUGUGCUUUGGAACUGCAAUCACUGGAGGGGAAACUUCCGCCUUCGGCUUGAGCGAUGUGUCUGGACCAACUACUGCUGAAAUUCCCAUCCGACUUCUUGUUGACGCGAAGCAAUCCGUUUCAGAAUUUCUCGAAUGCGUCCAAUCAAAGGUAUCGGGAGCGGAUGCAUUCGAGCAAUUUGGACUGCAAAAUAUUGCUAAAGUCAGUCAAGAUGCGAAGGAAGCCUGCAAUUUCUCCAAUGUGAUGGUCAUGCAGCCUGAAAACUGCUCGUCCAUGGCCGCUCUGACUGAGGAGGAUGCCGUUCUGCAUCAUGAGCGAGACCAGAUUGAGCUUUCCGAAGAAAGUUUGAACAACUACUUCAAGUACCCCCUCGUCAUGCAUCCUAGUCUGGAAAACGACCAGUUUCAGAUGGAUUUUGUCUAUCAUUCUGAUCUUGUAUCAGAAACACAACUGGAAGGGAUAUACUAUCACAUGGAGCAUGUCAUGAAGCAGCUUGUUCGACCUAUUGAUUGCCAUCUGGGCGAAAUCCAAGUUUCGGGCCCGUGGGAUAUUUCUUUCGCCUGUAACACCAACCAAGAAAAACCCGAGGUGGUGGAUAGAUGCAUCCACGAAAUGUUCGAGCAGCGGGUGGAGCUUGGCGGGGAGAGAGUAGCCAUCGAUGCUUGGGACUUGACAUUAACGUACAGGGAAUUAAACUGUUCAGCUAAUAGGCUGGCCCAUCGUUUAAAAAAUCGGCAUGGAAUCAAGCCUGGGGAUUUGGUGCACGUAUGCUUUGAGAAGUCUGCAUGGUUCUUCAUAUCUGUGCUGGCUGCGAACAAAGCAGGGGCCGGCUGGGUCCCCCUGGAUCCUUCGCAUCCUCUUGAACGUCUUGAAAAGCUUGUCAGUCAGUCAAAAGCGGCAAUAGCGCUAUCUUCACCCAACAAUGUUUCCAUCUGCACCAAGUUGAUGGGAGAGAGUGUCCUGGAAGUCAGCCAGAGCUUGGAUGAAGAACUCAAGGCUAGCGAGUCGAGUGCGAACGGGUGUGCCGCCGUAUCACCAGACGAGGUUGCGUAUGUGAUUUUCACAUCAGGAACUACGGGAAUGCCGAAAGGUGUUGUGAUUCAACAUAAAGCGCUCUGCACUAGCCAAACGGACUGGGUUAGAAAGUCAGGCCUGAGUCCUGAAGAUCGAUUACUCCAAUUCAGUUCAUAUGUGUUUGACAUGGUGAUUGGAGAGACUUUUGCCUCCCUGAUAAAUGGAACAUGUGUUUGCGUGCCAUCGGAGGAGGACCGUCUCAAUCGACUGGCAGAUUAUAUCCAGGAAAAAUCAGUCACGUGGUUAUUUCAGACCCCCUCAGUUUUACAGACUCUGGAUCCCAAUGAUGUGCCUGGCUUGCGGACCUUGGUCGUCGGAGGUGAGGCAAUCAGUCAAGAUCUUGUCGAACAGUGGUUUGGCAAGGUCAGGCUUUUUGGAGCGUGGGGACCAACGGAAGCAUGUUGCAUCGCCGCAUUGAACGAGUUCACGGCGCCGCAUGAGUCUUCAAAGUGUCUUGGUCGCCCUAUUGGUGGGCACAACUGGCUCGUCGAUCCCAGUGAUGCAAGUCGAUUGGCGCCGAUUGGAGCUAUCGGCGAAGUUGUCAUUCAAAGUCCGGCGCUUCUCAAGGAGUAUCUGCAUGAUAAAGUCAAGACCGAAUCAAGUAUCGUUCAAUCACUACCCUCUUGGGUGCCGUAUUCCUCCUCUGCACAUUGGAGCCGUUGGUAUAAGACUGGUGAUCUUUGCCGUUACAAUCCUGAUGGGACAUUUGACUAUGUAUCUCGAAAGGACACCCAAGUCAAGAUCAAUGGCAUGAGGGUUGAGGUCGAGGAAAUUGAACGCAAUAUUCGAGAUCACCUCCACGACGUAUGCCAGGUUGUGGUCGAUAUCAUAAGAACCCAGGCUGGUUUAAACGUUGUGGCCUAUCUCUGCUUUACUGAUGCCAGGAAGUCUGGGAGUUUUUCCGCCACUGACAUAUUUGAGCUUCCUUCCGAGGAGAAUGACACUCUGGCGGCUGGAUUGGUCACGAAAUUAGGUGUCAAGCUACCCAGCUAUAUGAUUCCGACUUGCUUUCUUCACUGUCGCUUUAUGGCUAUUAAUUCGUCCCUGAAAGCGGAUAGGAAAAGGUUGAAGCAGCUGGUUUCGGAAUUAGACAGGUCCGCCAUCAGCCGUUAUUCACGUAUCAAUACCAAGAAGAUCAUGCCCGAGACGAAGAUGGAGCGUUCUCUACAGGUGCUCUGGGCUCAAGUGUUGCAACUAGCACAGGAGAGUAUUGGCCGAGACGACGGCUUCCUGGAAAUAGGAGGUGAUUCCAUUUCUGCCAUCAAAUUAAUUAGUGCUUGCCGAAAGAAAGGCAUUGGACUACUGACCAAGGAUGUCCUUGACAGUCCUUCUCUAUCCUCAGUCGCCACAAAGGCCGUUUACCUCGAGCAGGGAACGUCGACUAAACCACUCCCAAUCAGGCCAUUCAGUCUUCUCGGACAAGAGGCCAUUCGGAAAGUUCAAAGUGAGGAAAUAAGAGAACUCUGUGGCUUUUCCGAGGAUCAGCUGAUCGAGGAUGCCUUCCCAUGCUCAUCCAUGCAGGAAGGUUUAAUGGCAGUCUCAGUGAGACAACCAGGGUCUUACGUUACCAAGUUUGUGUUCAAAAUUCCUGAAUAUGUGGAUAUCGAUUUGAUGAAGGCUUCCUGGGAAAAUGCUGUUCUACAAUGCCCAAACAUGCGCUCUCGAAUUGUUCUUGUGGACGGGGAAAGCAUUCAACUGGUCGUCAAAGAAAACACUGCAUGGGAGCACGAUACUGCCACUGAUCCGGCCACAUACAUUAGCCAACAAAACUUUGAAUAUAUGGGAUAUGGUACAUCCCUGUCGAAAAACACGAUCCUGAGUUGCCAGAAUGACAUAUACUUUGUCUGGAUGGCCCAUCAUACUUUCCACGACGGCUGGUCGGUGAAUAUCCUCUUUGACAUUUUUGAGAAGACGUAUCUGGGAUCUAAGUUAGAUCCUCUGGCGGAAUAUCCCCUUUUCAUCAAGUACACCCGAGAAAUUGAUGGAGUGGCCGCUGGAGAAUAUUGGGCACAGAAGUUAAAGGGGAGCAAGAGAAUGACAUUCCCACCCCACAGCCACAAGUCAUCUCGCGAUCCUCGAAUGCACAGUCAUUUGAUUAACUUGAAAGGCUCUCUGAGAGGAACAAUAACCAAUUCAAGCAUAAUCCGGGCCGCUUGGGCCUUGGUUAUAGGUCGGUAUGAGGAUACGAGCGAUGUCUGCUUUGGAGCAACUGUUUCUGGCCGACAAGCGCCGGUUCCAGGGAUUGACAGCAUGCCCGGACCUACAAUUGCAACCGUUCCAGUCCGAUAUUAUCUUGAUCAUAGUGAGAAGAUUUCCACUUUUCUUCAUGCGGUUCAAAAGGACGGCCUGGACACUGUUCCCCAUGAACAAGCCGGCCUGCAAAAUAUCUCGAAACUUGGAGAAGAUGCACAAGCUGCGACUGACUUCCGCACGCUGUUGGUUAUUCAGCCAACUAUCAAGAAGAGUGACAGAGAAUCUGGUGGCCAAUCGGUACUGUUGGAAGGAAGCGAAGAACGUGAAAUCCGACACGAGUCCAUGGGCAAUUACUUUGAGUAUCCUCUUGUGCUCGUCAGUAACGUGUAUGAGGAUCAGAUUGAUCAGCGAUUUUUUUAUGACCGUAACGUCAUAUCAGACGAAAGAAUCGUUGCCAUAUCAAAUCAUCUUGAUUACGCUGUUCAGCAACUUCUAACGAAGCCAGAUGAAUAUCUGCUUGGAGAUGUGUCUUUGGUUAGUUCGUGGGAUCUGCAGCAUGCGGUCAACUCACAAAAGCUAUGCGAGUCUACCCGCUCUUGCACCCAUUGGCUAAUUAAGGAGCAAAUUGAAGCCCGGCCCUCCGACUUAGCUGUCGCAGCUUGGGAUGGAGAUAUGACUUAUAAGCAGCUUGGUCUCUACAGUGCUCGACUCGCAGUUAAGUUACAGACACUUGGCGUGGGGCCGGAAGUUCUUGUUCCUUUUUGUUUUCCCAAGUCCGUAUGGGCGAUCGUUACGAUGGUAGCUAUCCAGAUGGCUGGUGGUGCGUUUGUGCCGCUCGAUCCAGCCGCACCAAUUACACGUCUCCAGAACAUUGUCAAAGGCACUAGUGCGAGUCUCGUUAUUGGACCACCGUCAAAUCGGCAGGUUUUGGAUGCGCUGCAAUCCCGUGUGCUUCUUGUGGACAAAGACACCAUUCUUGAGCUGCCUGAUCCUGCGCAGCCAGUCUCAUGCGCCACCCAGCCAGAAAACGCAAGCUUCGUUAUCUUCACAUCUGGAUCGACUGGUGCGCCCAAGGGCAUUGUAAUUCAACACGAUCAGGUUUGCACCUCGUUCUGCAGUGGAUACGCAGAGAAGCUUGGAGUAGGGCCAGGAACCCGCGUUUUCCAAUUCGCUGCUUAUACUUUUGACAUGGGCAUUUUCGAUGUGAUGGGAAGCCUGAGUCAAGGAGCAUGUAUCUGCGUGCCAACUGAUCACGACAGGUUAUAUGACCUAGCAGCCUCUAUUCGCUCUUUUAAGGCGAAUUAUUUAAGCUGUACCCCCACAGUGGCCAAUCUCUUGCAUCCGGAUGAGGUUCCUUUACUCAAAAUGGUUGUUCUCGUUGGAGAGGUUAUCACUAUGAAAACUUCGAACCGCUGGAAAGACCAUGUACAUCUCAUUGGGUUGUACGGACCAGCAGAAGGCAACUGCUGCGCCCAUAACAACCUCGUCGGAGAAAAUGGAAGGCCCUUUGAUAUAGGGAUUCCAUUAGCCAGCGCACUCUGGGUAGUCAACCCGGAAAAUAUCAAGGAGUUAGUCCCUGUUGGGUGCGUGGGUGAGCUCUUGAUCCAAGGUCCGAUGCUUGCCCGUGGCUAUAUCAACGUGUCCGCUGAACAAGCUUCCAACUGGAUUGAAAGGGUUGACUGGCUCCCAGGUGGUGAACUAAGUCAUCGUCGAGCAUACAAGACUGGUGAUCUCGUUCGUCGUAAUGCAGAUGGUACCUAUGACUACCUUGGUCGUAAGGAUACCCAGGUCAAGAUACGCGGUCAAAGAGUUGAGCUUGGAGAGAUUGAAAGCUUGAUGUACAAUUUUCUCCCUAAAGAGAUGAGCGCCAUCGUUGAGAUUGUCCGAAGAGAAGGCGAAGACCUUACUGAUCUGUUUGCUUUGAUUUGGUAUACAGAUAGUUCGGAGGCGAUAACACAAGGCCCAGCCAGGUUGCUAGACCUCGUAUCCCCAGAGACCCAGUCUCUGAUAUCGUCGCUCAACAACUCCUUAGAAAGAUUACUGCCUUCAUAUGCGAUGCCGUCGUCGUAUCUAGUGCUUCAAGGUACACCCUCCACGACGACUUCAGGAAAGGUCGAUAGAAAGUCAUUAGCAGCUCUUGCUGCCUCUGUUUCACCUCAAGACCGCCUGCGAUUUUCCCCCGAAGUAUUGAAAAGUGAACCACCAACCACGGAGAUGGAAUUUAAGCUACGAGACUUGUGGAGUCAAAUACUUGGGAUCAACAGUGAGGAUAUUGGGAAGUACGACAGCUUCUUGCGUCUCGGGGGAGAUUCCAUCAAUGCCAUCAAACUCGUGUCCGUCGCAAGACAGCGGGGCCUGCUCAUUGAUGCUUCGGCAAUCUUCCGAGAGCCACAGCUUGCCUCGAUGUCUGAGCGGAUAACUCAAGCAGACAAGCCGUUCGCUACCAAUAUAGGGCCCUUUGGCAUGGUAUCAAGUAUUCAAACAGAGAGGCUUCUCUCUGAGAUACAGAUUGGCUGUGGCCUUUCUUCAUCUUCUUUAGUUCAGGAUGCAUAUCCUUGUACGAAGUUACAGGAGGGCCUCAUGGCUUUAACUCUCAGAAAGCCUGGAUCGUACAUCGCCCGGCACAUGUUCAAGCUAGCACCUGAAGUCGACUUGAUUCGAUUCCGUGCAGCUCUACAAAAGACUGCGGAGGUGUGCACCAACUUGCGGACAAGAAUAAUUGAAAUUGGUAACGUGGCAGUCCAGGCCAUUAUCAAGGACGAUUUCCAUUGGGAAGUGUUUCAAGAAAACAUGGAUCUCAAAGGCAUGGUCAAGGCUACAAAUGAUAUCAAGAUGACAUAUGGUUCAGCGCUUAACCACUACCGAGUUGCCCGCGACGGCAAAGGGAACCGUUACUUCCUUUGGCUUAGCCAUCACACAACCUUUGAUGGCUGGACCCUUCGCGUCGUGAUGAGUGCUUUGGCACAGCUCUAUCAAAACAGUCUUGCCCUGACCGAUGCUCGACCUUAUGCGGAGUUCAUCUCCUACACAUUAAGCAUUAACGACAAAGCCGCAGAAUCUUUUUGGACAAAGGAGUUGGAGGAUGCUCGUGGAUCACCUUUCCCGUCAAACCAUCACUCCGCAUCUGGAAGCUCCAAGAUUUAUACGAGGCCUAUCUCUUUGCCAAAGCUUCGUUCUAGCUCAAUUACAAAGGCGACGGUCCUUCGAGCAGCAUGGGCAAUAAUGUUGACUAGAUAUAGCGGGACUGACGAUGCUAUGUUUGGCGCGACGGUUUCGGGCAGAAGUGCUCCCAUUGAGGGCGUUGAGAAUAUCUCAGGAGCGAUGAUAGCCACGGUGCCUGUGUAUGUCAAGCUGAGACAAGACGUUUCAGUGAACGAGUUUUUGAUUCAAAUUCAGAACCAGGCGGCAGAUAUGAUGGCUUACGAGCAGUUUGGUCUCCAGAGAAUUUCCAAGAUCAAUGAAAACACCAAGGAGGCAUGCAAUUUCUCAAGUCUGAUCGUCGUUCAGACAGGCGAGACAUCUGGACAUAUCUCUAGCGACCAGAUCCUGGUACCAGUGUCAAGUGACGAGGUGGUGAAUGAUUGGCUUGAAGGGUACUUUACCUACCCUCUGGUCAUGGAGAGCAUCCUGCUUGAUGAUGAUAAGAUCGAGAUUUCGUUAACAUACGACACUACCUGUCUACAUCACGCUCAGAUCGAAGCAAUGUCGUGUCACUUCGAGCAGGUGGCCUCGGAGCUUAUUCGUGAUUCCGAGAAGCUAGUGAAAGACAUCACCAUGACUAGUCCUUGGGAUGUUAAAACGGCGAUAGCUCGCAAUCCAUCACCAGUCAUCAGUGACACAUGUGUACAUCAUAUUGUUGAGGAGCAUGGGAGGAAUAGGCCGGAUUCGCCCGCCGUCUAUGCCUGGGAUGGACAACUCACUUACUCCGAACUUAACAAGGCAGCAAACCGCCUUGCAAUGUAUCUCAUUAAUGUUUACAAGGUCAAGGUGGGGGAUGUAGUCCACGUGUGUUUCGACAAAAGCAUGUGGUACUUCGUUGCCAUCCUGGCCAUCAACAAGGCUGGUGCAGCUUUCGCGCCCAUCGACCCGGCGCACCCAAAACAGCGUAAGCAGUAUAUGGUACAGAAAACUGGAUCAACUGUGAUGCUCGUCUCGGCCGAGCAUGCCACUAUGUCACAGGAAAUUGCCCAGCAUGUCAUCGUCGUCAGUGCAUCAUUAGAUGCUAGCAUCGAUACGUCUGAAUGUCCUAAGACGGCCGUUACGCCGAACGACGUUGCAUAUAUCUUGUUCACAUCCGGCACCACUGGCGUGCCUAAAGGGUAUGUUAUGGAACAUCGGUCGGUGCAUACAUCCCAUCGCCCUAUUACAGAAGUCACCAAGGUCAACUCUGAGUCGAGGAUUCUGCAGUUCAGUAACUUCGUGUUUGAUUUCUCUACUGGAGAAAUCUUCCAAAGCUUCAUGAAUGGAAGCUGCAUUUGCGUUCCCUCAGAGGAAGCGCGACUGAACAAUAUACAGGCAUUCAUUCGUGAAGCUCACGUUGAUACCUUGUUGAUUAGUCCAGCCUUCGCUCGCACGCUGAAGCCUGAGGAUGUGCCUUCUGUUAAACUUCUUGGACUUGGAGGAGAACAAGUACCGCACGAUCUUCUCAAAAUUUGGUUUGGAAAGGUACGGUUGAUAAAUAUGUACGGCCCUGGUGAAAUCUGUUUUGCUUGCGCGUUUCACGAAUAUCAGUCCGUCGACGACUCACCGGCCACCAUUGGUCAUGCUGUUGGAUCGUCUUGCUGGGUUGUUGACCCGAAUAACCACAAACAAUUAGCACCUAUUGGUACAGUGGGGGAGAUCUUGAUUCAAAGCCCCUCAGUGAUUCGUGAAUACCUUGCGGACGAGGCCAAGACCAAAGCUACGAUUAUUGAUGAUAGUCUUCCUUGGACUUCCAACGUUCAUCGCUCUUUCAAAUCUGGGGACCUUGCUUUCUAUAACGCAGACGGUGCGCUGGAGUUUGUAAGCAGAAAGGAUACCCAGGUAAAAAUUCGUGGUCUUAGGGUAGAGCUGGGUGAGAUUGAACAAAACAUAAUGUCCUUGCUGAACGGGGUGGCACAAGUUGUUGUGGACGUCUACCGAGCCGAAGAGGCGGUCCAUCUAGUUGCCUUUUUCUCCUUCUCCGAGUCGAGACAAAUGCUUGACUCUGGAGGCCUAGUUCUACAGAGCAUGUUUUCAGUCAUUACGCCAGAGGUCCAUCAGAUGCUGCAGCAGCUGGUUGGGAAACUCCGCAUCGUUUUACCAAAAUAUAUGAUUCCAACUAUGUACAUUCCUUGUACGUUCAUGCCGAUUGGCCAUUCCUCCAAGCUUGAUCGCAACGCGUUGCAGGCGUCCACGAAAGAACUGAGCCGUGAGCAACUUCAUCUUUACUCCCUGGUUAGCUCGAAAAAGAGGGCACCAGAGACAGAGAUGGAAAUUCGCUUGCAAAAUCUGUGGUCCUCCAUCCUUAAGAUACCAGCAGAAUCUAUCGGCCGCGAUGAUAGCUUCAUACAAAUUGGCGGAGACUCGAUCUCUGCCAUCCACCUUGUCAACGCAGCAAGAGAACAAGGAAUCGGCCUCACCGUAAAAAGUAUUUUUGACGACCCGAGACUUCUUAUGGUGGCUGCUUCUGCGAUCGAGAUUACCCCAGACGAGGAAGAGUGCGCUGACAUCCAGCCAUUCAGUUUACUGCCAGGAUCUCUUCAAGGCGACUGGGAACUGCACUUGACUGCGUUCCAGGAGGGCCUCAUGGCCCUCGCCGUGAAGCAACCUGGGUCUUACAUCGCACGAUGGAUCUACAAACUCGCCGAUAGCACCAACAUUGAUCUCUUUCAAGCCGCUUGGGACAGAACCGUGCACAUAUGUUCAAACUUCCGAACCCGUAUUGUCAACGUUUCUGGGACAACUUUGCAAUUAGUGAUACAAGAUGAUACUACCUGGGAACGAACGGAAGGUAUGGAGCUGACAGAUUUCGUCCAAAAAAUGAAGGAUUUGAAGAUGAGUCUAGGUUCACGUUUGAACCGGUGGGCCUUAGUAAAAGAGUCUACCGGUGAUUGUUACUUUGUUCUCGUAACGCAUCAUGCAACAUAUGAUGGUUGGUCAUUGCAACUGGCCUUGAGAACACUAGCACAAUCCUACUUUCAAACUGGACAAGUAAACAUUAAACCCUUUGACUAUUUCGUUCGUCACAUGCUCAGAUUAGACCGCGAAGCUGCAAAGGCGUUCUGGCUUGCGCAGCUCGAGGGCGCUCAGCGAGCUGUCUUCCCACCGAUCAAACACGGAUAUGAAUCCAAGACGACCAGUGUGAUGGCGAAGACGAUUGACUUACCUCCCUCUACACAUGAUUCAAUCACCAACGCGACCAUUAUGAGAGCUGCUUGGGCCUUGGUACUAGCAAAGUACUGUGACGCAGAUGAUGUUUGCUUCGGCACUUCGAUAUCUGGUCGGCAGGCUGCCGUGUCCGGUAUAAGUGAUAUAUCCGGCCCGGUUGUGACUACUGUACCAGUCCGAAUUCGGGUCAACCCAGUACAGCAAGCAAGUGAGUUCUUGCGGGACGUGCAACAACAGGCUGUUGAGAUAUUCGAAUACGAGCAGUACGGCCUACAGAACAUCCUCAAACUGGGCGACUCCAUUCGCGACGCCUGCAACUUCUCUAGCUUACUUGCUGUUCAGCCAUCGGAGAAGAUGGCAGAAAUGGGGAGCAUGGCGCAGUCCAUUUUUUCUUCGUCUGGCGACAAGCAGGCCUCUGGUUCCUUGGAAGGAUAUUUCAGUUACCCACUUGUGGUUCAAACUAUUAUUUCAGACACGUUGAUUCAGCUGCAUGUCAGUUAUGACAUCAACAUCGUUGGAGAGCACAAGGUUACGGCUUUGACUAAUCAUCUUGAGCACACGAUCAAGAGUCUUGUUAGCGACGGUGACCAACGUCUUAACCAAAUCUCCAUAGCUGGCCGUUGGGAUCUGGAGCUGGCCAUGAAGUUCAAUUCCGAGGUCCCUGAGAUCGUAGAGGACACGCUCCAUUCUCGACUGUCCAAACAGGCUCGGGAGCAACCUGACGCCGUUGCCAUUCAAUCUGGAGACGCUACUCUGACUUUUAAAGAACUUGAUACUGGCGCGGACAACCUGGCAGGGCAUUUGGUUACAGCCUUCGAAGUCCACAGGGGCGAUCUGGUCCACGUUUUAUUCGAAAAGACUAUUUGGUAUUUCAUUGCGAUUUUGGCUAUUAAUAAAGCCGGUGCCGCCUGGGUACCCCUGGAUCCUUCCCAUCCAGUUCAGCGUCACCGACAGGUAUUGUCCCAAACUCAAUCUAAGUUGAUCUUGGCAUCUCCCCAGCAUGCUGGGCUAGCUGCACAACUUCUUGGUCAAGUACUGCAGAUUGACCGGCAGCUCAUCUCUGCCCUCGAACAAUCUCACCCUGAUGUCAAUAUUUUGCAUGGUAUUGCUGGUCCGAGUGAUAUAGCAUAUGUUCUCUUCACCUCAGGCAGCACUGGCGUCCCCAAGGGGUUCGUGAUGCAACACCGUGCGCUCUGUACGAGCCAAAGGGCAGUUCAGAAGAGAAUUGGCCCUCGUCCGGGUAUCAAAGUCCUCCAAUUUGCCUCAUUUGUCUUCGAUUUUUUCAUUGGCGAAACUGUGGAUUCUCUCAUGGCAGGUGCAACCAUUUGCAUCCCAUCAGACGACAUUCGAAUGAAUAGUUUAGUUGACUUCAUCCGCCGUACGGAAGCUAACUGGUUAUUUUUAACGCCAUCCUUUGCUCGAACAAUCAAUCCUGAGUCCGUACCAUCAGUGGAGCUCUUGAUUCUCGGAGGUGAAGCUGUCGGACGAGACCUCUUUGAGACCUGGGUCGGUAAGACUCGUGUGAUCAACGCUUGGGGUCCGGCCGAAGCUUGCUGUUUCGGCUCUAUGCAUGAGUGGACGAGCUUAGAUGAAUCGCCUCUCACUAUUGGCAAGCCAAUAGGGGGCCAUUGCUGGAUUGUAGACCCAGAUGAUCACCAUAAGCUUGCCCCUGUCGGAACCCUUGGAGAAGUCGUCAUUCAGGGCCCUACUCUGCUCCGGGAAUAUCUUAGGGACCCCGAACGAACUGGAGAAGCUGUCUCCUGUGACAUCCCCCGCUGGAUGCCAAAUGCCGACAAACCUCAUUGGGGGCGAUUUUAUAAGACUGGUGACCUAUGUUACCUCAACGACCAGGGGCUCUUGGAGUUCUACAGCCGUAAAGAUACUCAGGUUAAGAUCAGAGGGCUGCGUAUUGAAUUGGGCGAGGUGGAACACCAGAUUCUGACCAAUAUGCCUGGUGUCCGGCAAAUAGCUGUAGAUGUCUUCCGCAACGCCACCGGUGCCCAUCUUUGUGCCUAUCUUUGCUCAACAAUGGCAAAUAACAUCGAGAAGCCACGUGAUGACGAACUCUUUCAACCUCUGGAUACCGAUACGAAGACGGACUAUUUUGUCCUGUCCAAGAAAUUGAGAACGAUUUUGCCCCCAUAUAUGGUACCUACCUUCUUCAUUUCUUGUUCUUAUAUGCCCUUCAUUACGACCUCGAAGCUCGACCGCAAACGUCUGCGCGCCGAGACUGAAAAGCUCACUCAAGUGAAAAUGGCCCAGUAUGCUCUGCAAGAUGUUCAGAAGCGAGUCCCAGAAACCUCAACCGAGAUUCUACUGCAACAAAUUUGGGCAGACGUGCUACAAGUUUCCACUGAAUCUAUCGGCCGAGACGACAGCUUUUUGGCCAUUGGUGGAGAUUCCAUUACAGCAAUCAGCGUCGUAACAGCUGCUCGAGAUAGAGGGUUUUCUCUCAAGGUAGACAAUAUCUUCAGAUCCCCACAACUGCAUGAGCUCGCCCUCCAAACUUCACGCAUCACCGAACCUGAGGCGGAGGCAAUUCAAGUUCGGCCAUUUGAGCUCCUCACUGAAAAUGAGCGUGAGCUGGUUAUUGGUGGUAGCAUUCACAAACAAUACAACUGGCCGGCCGACUAUAAGAUCGAAGAUGCGUAUCCUUGUUCGCCACUGCAGGAAGGACUCAUAGCUCUUGCUGAGAAGCAGAUUGGCUCGUACAUUACAAAAUAUGUCUUUCGUAUAUCUAAGUCUAUCUGCUUGCAGCGUUUCAAGACCGCCUGGGAGAAUACUGUACAGCUCAACGGUAAUCUACGGACCAGAAUUGUUGCUUCCCCAGACCGGUCCAUCCAGGUCUUGAGUACAAAUGACAUGUGCUGGGAGGAUACCAAAGGAUUAAGCUUGCCUGCCUUCCUAAAAGCGACACAAAAAUAUGAAAUGACUUUCGGAUCUAGACUCAAUCGCUUCGCAAUUAUCACUAACCCAGAUGGGACUGCUUAUUUCAGUUGGAUUGCACAUCACUCCGUUCUAGAUGGAGGAUGCGUCAAUCUCAACUUUACCACCUUAUAUAACAGCUACUGGAAUCGAGCCCCUGUCCAGAUUUCACCUUUUAGCGGCUUCAUCAAAUAUAUCCUCAAUCUUGAUUUUCAACUGGCCACUGAGUUCUGGAGGGAACAGCUCGAGGGAGCCACCCGUCCUUCUUUCCCCCAGGCGGCCGUGUACGAGGCAAAGCCGACCUUCAAGUACCUCCGCUAUGAAAUUGCAACGCCGAAGGUUGCUGGUAAUACAAUCACUGUUGCGAAUAUGUUGAGGGCAGCCUGGUCUAUCGUCAUGGCCCGUCACUGCAAUAGUGACGAUAUUUGUUUUGGUGCAACUCUAUCUGGCCGAAAUGCAUCUGUUCCUGGGCUUCGUAAUAUGCCAGGUCCCUCGAUUACAACUAUCCCCGUGCGUAUUCAACUAGAUUUUGAGUCCACAGUCCAGGAUUUCCUGGAUUCUGUACAAAACCAAGCUACAGACAUGACGCCAUUUGAGCAGUUUGGUCUUCAGAAUAUCUCAAAAAUCAGCGAGAGCGCCAGAGAGGCCUGCCAGUUCCCGACUUUGAUGGUCCUUCGACCUCAACAGCUAUUUGAGAUUGCUACAGAUGAGAGCAUUUUGGAGUUUGGAAAAGACACAGAAUAUAUCGACCAAGAGAUGGAGAACUACUUCAACUAUCCUCUGUUAUUCGAGGCCGAUUUUAGCCAAGAUUUGGCCAAAGUUCGCAUUGGGUAUAAUGUAGACGUUAUCUCUUCCACCAUGGCUGAAGCUAUUUCGCACCAGGUGGAUUGCGUUGUACAGCAGCUGAUAUCACGCAGCUCGUUCCAAAAGCUCUCAACUAUUUCUAUGGUUGGCACAUGGGACAAGGAACAUGCAGUCCGGCAUCAAAAUAUGAAACCAUCAACGGAUCUUUGUAUCCACGACAUGAUCCAGCAACAGAUGCAAAGGACUCCCGAUCUACAAGCUAUAGUAUCUUGGGAUGGCGAUAUGACAUAUAGCGAGGUUGAGCACUAUUCUACGCUUCUUGCGGGCAAGCUGCAAUCUCUGGGCGUUGGCCCUGAGGUAUUUGUCCCAAUUUGCUUCCCAAAGUCAAUCUGGGCGGUUAUAACGAUGAUUGCUGUGAAUAUGGCAGGUGGUGCAUUCGUUCCUCUCGACUUCAGCGCGCCGGUCCCCCGUUUGAAAAGUAUUUUGCAAGAUACAAACGCCACCUUAGUGCUUGCAGGAGAUUCUUGUCUUGAGGUGGCCAGUUCCCUCGAUGUCCCCAUGUACUGCAUCGACCGCAACUUCAUCGAUAAGCUUCCACGAAGUCCCGUCGCCUCCCUUGCGAAGUAUACAAAUGCAAGUUUCGUUAUGUUUACUUCUGGGUCCACCGGUAAACCAAAGGGCAUGGUUUUUGAACACCGCAACACGUGUUCCACAUCGACUAGCCACGGUACCAUUCAAGGAUGGGGACCUGGUACUCGGGUUUUCUCUUAUUCUGCUUAUACAUUUGAUAUUGGCGUGAUCGAUGUCAUGGUAUCCUUAUCCCGGGGUGCUUGUCUAUGUAUUCCAUCAGAAUGGCAGCGAUAUAAUGACAUUCAUGGAGCAAUUAAUACUCUGAAAGCAAACUGGACAUUCCUGACACCAACACUUGCCACUUUGGUCAAACCGGCUGAGAUUCCUACGAUCAAAAACGUUGGCCUCGGAGGAGAGAAUGUAACCAAGCAGGUGGUAGAUAAUUGGAGGGGCUAUGCGACCCUCCACAACUUGUAUGGGCCGGCGGAGGCGUCUAUCUGCGGAUGGAUUGCUGAUGUCGGAAUUAUUUCAAAGCCUAACAAUAUCGGCGUUCCGUCUUCGUGUGCCUGGUGGGUCGUCGAUCCCAAUGACCACCGCCAGCUUAUUCCUGUUGGAUGUAUUGGUGAGCUUAUGAUUCAAGGCCCAAUGAUGGCUCGCGGCUACAUCGGCGUUGACGAGCAAACAAAUCAAGCAUGGCUACCGAAUGCCGAUUGGCUGCCGGGAGAUGCUGGUGCUGAGAAGGCUUAUUUGACCGGAGACCUGGUUAGACGUCUCGAGGACGGAACGUUUGAAUAUCUUGGGCGUAAAGACACACAAGUCAAGCUUCACGGGCAACGUGUUGAGCUUGGCGAGAUUGAAAUGCGCCUUAGUGAGAAUCUUCCACGAGACAUGGGCUGUAUUGUGGAUACCGUUGUCAACGAAGAUCAGUCAAACACUCUUGUAGCCCUGAUGUGGUAUACUGAAGGACCUCAAUCGGUUGCUGAGAAGCUAGGGGUUCUUGAAAACGUUUCAGACGGAAUGCGCAAACUCAUCAAUAACUUGGAGUCAUCUCUCAGCGAAACCCUUCCAACAUACAUGGUACCCAGCAUUUAUCUUAUAUUCCAAGGUGGUCCUGAGAGGAAGAGCUCGGGAAAGAUCGAUAGACGCAAAUUGUGCUCUGUUGUCAAAGAUAUCUCAGUCAAAGAUAGGCUCAGAUUUUCACCAGUUAAAGGUACCAACGAUCAGCCAGAGACUGACAAUGAACACAAACUCCGUGAUCUCUGGUCACAGGUCCUACAUGUGGAUGCCAAUGACAUUGGUCGUCAUGAUAAUUUCCUCAGAGCGGGAGGAGAUUCUAUAAGUGCCAUUAGACUGGUUACACUUGCUCAGGAAAUCGGACUCAGUCUUGAUGUUGGAACGAUCUUCCGGGAUCCAAGAUUAUCCGCAAUGGCGGCUACCCUUCAGGGGGGUAGUAUUCAAACUGAAAAAGAUCCUGAACGCUUCAGCCUGCUUGCAAACCACUUCCCUGUCAGCAUGGCUGUUCCAGAAGCCGCUAAGCAAUGCAAGAUGCGUAACUUCCGACAGAUCGAGGACAUGUAUCCUUGUACACCGUUCCAGAGUGGCCUCAUUGCACUCACCAUGAAGCAGCCGAAGUCGUACAUAGCCAAACACGACUUCCCCCUUUCAAGUAAGAUCGAUAUAGGGCUCUUUAAAGAAUCUUGGGAACGCACUGUUCAAGCUUGUGCCAACUUGCGAUCCAGAAUUGUUCAGGUUCAAGGGACGGAUUUACUGGUUGUUACCAAGGACAAUGUCACAUGGGAGAACACAUCCUUGGAUGUUAUCAGUAUGACUUAUGGGAGUCCGCUUAACAGAUUUGUUCUGCGGCAAGAUCAAGAAGGCGCUUACCAUUUCACCUGGUUCGUUCAUCACUCGGUAUUUGACGGGUGGACAAUUCGCCUAGUCAUGGAUACAUUCUACCGCAUUUAUCGCAAUGAGAAGCUUCCCAACGUCAGGCCAUACUCUUCAUUCAUUGCAUAUACCCUUCAGACCAAUGAUGAAGCCAAUAAGAAUUUCUGGGAGAAGCAGCUGCAGGGUGCCCAGAGAGCAUCUUUCCCGCCGAAGCCAUCGGGAGCUUCUCAAAGGACACGAGUUUUUCAGAAGUGCCUCUCCAUCUCAGAAUCUCAGCGGACUUCGGUUACUCGGGCUACCGCGAUUCGAGCCGCAUGGGCAAUUCUUCUUGCUCAAUAUUGCAGAACCGAAGAUGUAACAUUUGCGGCAACUGUCGCCGGACGUAACGCACCUGUUGCAGGCAUCGAAAAUAUCCCUGGCACAAUGAUCACAACCGUUCCCGUAAGAAUCCAUCUUGACCGUCAGAAGACCAUCCACGAAUUCCUAGAAUCCGUACAGUCACAAGCAAUCGAAAUGAUAGCUUAUGAACAGUAUGGGCUAUCAAACAUCGCCAAAGUCAGCUCUGACGCCAGAGAGGCUUGUGACUGCUCGAGUUUGACAGUAGUGCAGCCGGUUCAGCGCUUGGAUUACACACAGUCUGAUAACGAAGAGCUUAUGCUUCCUGUGAAUGAGGACGUCAACAACGAGGAUUGGCUGCAAGGAUACUUCACGUAUCCUCUAGUGAUGCAAGGGGCUCUGGAUGAAGAUAAGAUAGAAUUGUAUCUUAUCUACAACACGGAGGUUCUGCAAUCAGCACAGAUUGAAGCAAUUUAUCAUCAAUUCGAACAGAUUCUCUCCGAGCUCCUCACUGACAAUAAGCACAAGCUCCUGUCCGAUAUAUGUAUGGCUUCUCCUUGGGACUUACAAAUUGCAACGAGCCGAAACCCGAAGCCUGAGGUUUUCGAUGCUUGUAUUCAUGACAUUAUUGACUGCCACGCAAAACAGAACCCCAAUUCGCCCGCUAUUCACGCUUGGGACGGCACCCUUUCAUACAGGGAACUCGCGGAUGCGUCCGAUCGUUUUGCCCAACACCUCAUCGAUACUUAUAACAUCCAAGUUGGCGAUGUUGUUCACGUCUGCAUAGAGAAGUCUAAGUGGUAUUUUGUUGCUAUUCUUGCAAUUAAUAAAACCGGUGCCGCUUUCUCUCCCCUUGAUCCUGAGCAUCCGUUUGAACGCAGGAAGACCAUUGUUGAAAAAACAAAGUCAAAAUUGAUGAUUGUGUCAGCAACUCAUGCCAGUGUGUCCACCAAUCUAGUGCAGAAUAUCCUGGAACUUACACCUGAUCUUGAUUGCCAGCUGUCUCGCCUUGAUAGGGAAUUCAAGGGGCCGCUGAGGCCGGUGACACCUGCUGAUAUGGCCUAUGUUCUCUUUACUUCUGGAAGUACGGGCAUGCCGAAGGGUUUUGUUCUCGAGCAUCGAGCCUUGAGCUCUGCACAACAAACAAUCUGCAAGCGCGUCGGAAUCAGUGCCGAGGCUCGGAUUCUCCAAUUCGCAAACUUCGUCUUUGAUUUCUCGAUCGGCGAGAUCUUCAUGGCCCUUUUCUCAGGUGCCUGCGUAUGUGUUCCAUCUGAGGAAGCAAGGUUCAAUGGCGCGGCUGUCUUUAUUCAACAAGCCAGAGUUAGCCAUGCUUUCGUCAGUCCCUCCUUCGCUCUAACGCUAACGCCAGAGCAAGUGCCUUCGUUGAAAAUACUGUUCUUGGCUGGUGAAGCCGUACCGCAGCACCUUCUCAGCCAAUGGUAUGGGAAAGUGCGGCUUUUUAAUGGCUGGGGCCCUGGAGAGACCUGCGUCGCCAGUUCUCUCUAUGAAUACGCCACGCCUAAUGAUUUGUCAGAUACAAUAGGCACAUCGAUGGGCGCUGCUUGUUGGAUUGUUGACCCAGAAAACCCCAAUCAACUAGCCCCCAUAGGAACUGUCGGAGAGAUCUUAAUCCAAGGGCCCACGGUGCUCCGCGAGUAUCUUGCAAACGAAGAGAAGUCUAAAGAAACUAUCAUCACAGAUCUUCCAUCCUGGGUUCCCCAUAGGGAGACCCCACGCAUGGACAGAGCCUUCCUCAGCGGUGACCUUGCAUGUUACAAGCCUGAUGGAAUGAUGCAGUUCAUUAGCCGCAAGGGAACACAGAUCAAGAUCAGGGGUCUCCGAGUCGAGCUUGGUGAAAUCGAGAACAACAUCCUAGCCGCCUCCAAAGGAAUAGCUCAGGUUGCCGUGGACGUACUAGACAAUCCAAGGACAUCAUCGAAAGAGAUAGUUGCAUACUUCUCCGAUUCUGAAUCCAGGAAACUGUGUACAAAUCAAGAGAUUAACGCUGAGGACAUGUUCCACACCAUAUCUGAGCAACGCAAGUCCCAACUGUUGGAGCUAGUAGGUACACUGAAGCUUCGUCUCCCGGCAUAUAUGAUUCCUUCCAUCUUCAUACCCUGUACCUUUUUCCCGGUCGGCAUCUCUUCCAAACUCGACCGGAAAACUCUGAAAACAUGUGCAUCUGCUUUGUCCGAGGAGCAACGUCAACACUACUCCCUGGUGGACGCGGAAAAGAGGCCACCACAAACACCCAUGGAAACCCGUAUGCAAGCUUUGUGGGGUUCUAUCUUGAAUCGGUCAAUUGACAGCAUUGGUCGCGAUGAUAGCUUCCUCCAGAUUGGCGGCGACUCCAUUAUCGCAAUUCGCCUAGUUGCUACCGCCCGAGAAGCUGGGAUUGAACUUACAGUUCAAACAAUCUUCAAAGACCCUCGUCUCUUCAUGGUAGCUGCAGCAGCUAUUCUUGUCGUUGGGAAUGAGGGCUCCAUCUAA
Molecule: messenger RNA, 20397 nt
Organism: Clonostachys rhizophaga
Lineage: Eukaryota; Fungi; Ascomycota; Sordariomycetes; Hypocreales; Bionectriaceae
Source: the annotation of a GenBank genome assembly